GCCAACAAGUUAGACUUCACCCAAACAAAAGCCCCGCCCCCAAGACGGGAGACCUGGGCCCCCCCACCGCCGCCGCUGCAGUCCAAGCAGCCUGGCCGACUAGGGAGUCAGAACCCCAAAAAUAACUCCCACGUCAGAGAGCCCAAGACCCGUGCUCGCCCAUCGCCACAGCCGCCACCGCCGUCCAUGCAGGCAGGCCGACCAGGGAGCAUGAAAUCCAAAAAAAGCCCACACCCCAGGGGCACGUACACCCUGGCCCGCCCUCCGCCGCUGCCGCCGCCAUCGCCGAAGAAGCCAGGAGAACCAGGGAGCCUGAAACCUAAAAAAAGGCGCCUCCCGGGAUCUGAGACACGGGACGCCCACCGUCCACCGCACACCGCUAACCGCCCACCGCCGCCACCAACAAACAGCGAGACACGGGACAGCCCACCGGCCCCACCGCCGCCUCCCCAGCAGCCAGUUCUACUGAGGAGCCUGAAUCACAACAAAAGCCCUCCCCCCACCCGGGACUACAGACACAGGCCGCCCACCUUCCACCCGACACCGCCCACCGCCGCAGUUGUCCAAGCAUGCAGGCCAACCAGGGAGCCUUCACCGAAACCAAAGCCCCGCCCCCAGGACCGGAGACCAGGGCACGCCCACCGCCGCCUUCAUCGUCCAAGAACUGAGGCUGACCAGGGAUCCUUCACCCCAAAAAUAUUCCCCACCCCACGGGGACCCGAGACUACCACGCCCCCACCGCCGCUGCCGCCGCCACUGUCUAAGCAGUCAGGCCGACCAUGGAGCCUGAACACCUACAAAAGACCGGCCACCUGGGACCCUGACUCGGGCCGCCCAUCACCGCCGCCGCCGCGAUCCAAGCAGCCAGGAUGA
Messenger RNA from Galeopterus variegatus (Sunda flying lemur), 873 nucleotides. Its product is annotated as formin-like protein 5. The transcript is spliced from 2 exons. The record is from RefSeq and is a predicted model, not a curated record. The annotation marks the transcript as partial. NCBI's taxonomy places the organism in Eukaryota, Metazoa, Chordata, Mammalia, Dermoptera, Cynocephalidae.